Molecule: messenger RNA, 1101 nt
Organism: Thrips palmi
Lineage: Eukaryota; Metazoa; Arthropoda; Insecta; Thysanoptera; Thripidae
Product: trypsin delta-like
Exons: 5
Coding region: 71-1072 (333 amino acids)
Biological process (GO): proteolysis
Molecular function (GO): serine-type endopeptidase activity
Source: RefSeq, a predicted model, not a curated record
ACGGUCCCGGCGCCCAGUCCGCUCCGCACCGCGUCGCUUCCCAGACACGCUGCACAGUGUGCUGGCCGACAUGCAGCUUGCCUUCCUACUGCUGUCGGCGCUUGCCGUGCUGCACAGUGUGCUGCACAGUGUGCUGGCCGGGGCUGCCGGGUCCCCAGGGUCUCCGGGGCGGCUGCGCAUCGUGGGUGGCCUGGAGACCUCCAUCGAGCGCUUCAACUACCAGGCCUCCAUCCAGCACAGCGGCACCGGGCAGCACAACUGCGGCGGCUCCAUCGUGUCGCCCAGGUGGAUCCUGUCGGCGGCCCACUGCUUCUACCGUGACCCCUCGCCGGCGUCGUGGCAAGUCCGCGUGGGCACCUCCACCUGGGCCGACGGCGGCGUGGUGCACGAGCUGGACCGCGUGGAGGCCUGGCCCGAGUUCUCCGAGGACGACUUCAAGACGGACGUGGCGCUGGUGCUCCUCAAGACCGCCAUCGCCUUCGACGAGCGCGCCCAGCCCGUCGCGCUCACGUCCCGCGGCGCGGCCGGCCAGGCCAGGCCGGGCUCCUACGGCACCGUCACCGGCUGGGGGCAGCUGGGGUACUGGCUGUUCGACCUGCCCAGCACGCUGCGCGUCGCCCGGCUCCGCUUCAUGGACCCCGACGUCUGCACGAUGGCCUACUCCGACGGUGUACCUCCCUUCGCCGAGACCAUGGUCUGCGCCAGCACCUACGCCAAGGACGCUUGCACUGGAGAUUCUGGCGGCCCCCUGGUGUCGGACCGACGCGUGCAGGUCGGCAUCGUGUCCUGGGGGCAGGGCUGCGCGGAGUACGGCCGGCCCGGCGUGUUCACGGACCUCUCGCACCCCGACGUCUUCGACUUCAUCAAGCAGACCAUGGCGGGGGAGGACGACGUCGUCGAGGACGCCGUCGAGGACGCCGUCGAGGACGCCGUCGAGGACGCCGUCGAGGACGCCGUCGAGGACGCCGUCGAGGACGCCGUCGAGGACGCCGUCGAGGACGCCGUCGAGGACGCCGUCGAGGACGCCGUCGAGGACGCCGUCGAGGACGCCGUCGAACGCGGACACGACUAGGGGCGCCGCGGUUUAAAUACACUUUGAAA